Molecule: messenger RNA, 2882 nt
Organism: Daphnia pulicaria
Lineage: Eukaryota; Metazoa; Arthropoda; Branchiopoda; Diplostraca; Daphniidae
Product: RING finger protein 145-like
Exons: 6
Coding region: 235-2547 (770 amino acids)
Cellular component (GO): endoplasmic reticulum; endomembrane system
Molecular function (GO): ubiquitin protein ligase activity
Source: RefSeq, a predicted model, not a curated record
AAUUUUGACAGGUGAGUCGUCUGCUAUCUGUAGGACAUGAAUGAAACAAGCAGGAGCCAAAAACUUGUCGUAAUUCCGCUAUUUGUGUCAUUAUUUGUGUGUUGAACUGUUUGAAGGCUCGUAUUUAUUUCUAGCUAGUAAACCGACAUCUCCUUGCGGUUGCUUUAGCUACAACUUGAGAGACACAUAGUCUCGGUGAAUAAUUGUUCCUUUUGUGUAUCAGUGACCAGCAAUAUGUUUUCUACGAGAAAUUGGCCGGCAUUAGAUCUUAAUCUUAAGGGUGAACAUUUUGAGAGCUUCGCAUCUGUCGUUCUUCGUGUUCCUGGGCUUAUGCUGAUUGACCAAUGGAGUCAUAUAAGCUCAGACCGCCUCUUGCCUCAAACCUCUGAUAUUAUGGAUAAAUGUUAUGCAUUUAUCUUCCAUCUAAUGUUAAUUCAUGGAAUAGUAAUACUCAUUGUUCCACUACCAAAAUUGGUCACCAUCUACAUGCAUUACCUAAGUUUGGCUGCAUUAACUGGUGCAUCACUUUUAUCGAGGCAUUUUGUUUUGAUCGAGUCCCAAGAUUUAGACAAAGAUACAACAUACACAAAAUCUGGUGGUGGUUCAGUGACUCCUCCAGCAGCCCAGCUACCUUCAGUAAUAAAUUUCAGUCCUGAAUAUGCCCUGAAAUUUGCUAGAGAGUUUCGACCUCCUGGAAUAAGUUCUGAGGUUCCAGCGUACCAAUUUGCUGAGCGUACUCUCAUCGGUAUUGGUCUCAUCGUUGAUCCAAUGGAAAUGGAUCUAGAAUGUUUUAGUUUAUUGCACCAGUUAGCCGUCUUGUCUGUUCAACUCUUUAUCGUAUCCUGCGUCAACUUCUUUCUUGACGUUGAAUCAAACUCCAAGCGGGCAUUUUUAGCCAUCUAUUGUUUACCCAUAGUAAUCCGUCUCUCGGGUUUCGCCCAGUCCGACCUACUCCUUGUUCAUAAUUUUGCAACGGCUGCUAUCAUCCUAGCCGCUAUUUACUAUGUUCUGUCCUGCGUCCCUGCGAUUCUCAGUGAAAUGAGGUUUUUGUACUUGUACGCAGUCCAUGAGGUUGAAGCCCUGAGCUUGGCACAUUUGGCUAUGGACGUAUGCUCGCGAUUGUUUGUUCCCAGUCAGUUUUUCGUGUUUUGGCUGGGCCAUUGUCUCAACCAACUUCACGCUUUGCUCAUUCACCCUGAUCUAGUAGCGAAUUCCGGCGUCUAUUCAGACGAGUGGUACAUGGUUUUCCUUUGCGCUAUUUCACAAAUUUGUGAUUCACCACUAACACUCGCUAGUACGUGCGUCGCCAUGUCUUACGCCUCUGCACUAGGCCAAGCCGGAAUAAAAAUAUUCAUCCAAAACUAUCAAGCUUACGCAGCAGAACAAAAUCCCCACACCGGUUUGACAGAGGGUCUCACGAUGGCUCUUUUGGCCGCUCAAACUGGCUUAAUUCGUAUCAAGAUGCCACAACGAUUAGCGAUUUUCUCCAUUAUCUUGUUUGUUGUGGUAGCUUCAUUAAUUCAGUCAGUUUACGAAACAACGGAGCCAAUGUUAUUAGCCCUUUCUGCUAACAAGGACCGACACAUUGUAAGGCACGUCAAAAUCUUGCUACUCUGCGUUUUCCUUUUCGCUUUCCCCCUUUACAUGACGUUCAUCUUGUGUUACAUCUUUGACCUCAACUUUUGGACGUUAGUAGUUAUCUCCACUUGCGUGAUGACUUCUGUCCAGGUUGUUGGAUUAUUAGUGAUCUACUGUCUUUUCCUUUACGAUUCAACCCGUGAGGAUGCAUGGGAAGCGCUCGAUGACGUCAUUUACUACACGCGAGCUGUAGUUCGAUGCUUGGAGUUCAUGGUCGCGUUAUUCGUCGUCUGCGCUGGCUUCCACGAAUCAUUAGUUGGCCAGUGGUCGUGGUCAAAUAGUGCCGUCCUGAUUGUCCAUUGUUAUUUUAAUGUAUGGCAACGAUUGCAGACAGGAUGGAUCUCUUUCCUUCGUCGACGGGAAGCUGUCAAACACAUAAACGCUUUGCCAUCAGCCAGCCAAGAACAGCUGGCUACCCACAAUGACGUUUGUGCAAUUUGCUAUCAAACAAUGAAUGUCACUGGAAGUGUACGUGUCACACGAUGUCGCCAUUUUUUCCACGGCAAUUGUCUUCGAAAGUGGCUCUAUGUCCAAGAGAAGUGCCCGAUGUGUUCUUCGGCCAUUACGUUAACUCAAGCAGAGGAGUCAUCAGCAUCAGCAGGAGCCUCUGAAUCUCCUGCCAACGAAGCCAACAAAACAGCCAGCCAAGAUCGCAAAGUUCAUUUCUCUUUUGAGAACCAAAGCAGCGGCAGCAGCGAGUCAAACGAAGGAACCGAGGAGUCGGAAGAUGGGGCGUCGCCAAGUCAGAAUACAGCGACAGCUUCUACUUCUGCAACUUUUCCUCAGAAUCAAAAUUUCGAUACUCUUUUACACGCUGCCCAACAAGAUGUUCGGCAAGCUAAAUUGCGAGGAGCUCAGGCUCGCCACUCACGCAGCAAAAGUGAAAGUCUUGCCCGCAUUCUCGAAUAGAUUUAUAGCUGCUGAAUAUUUGGGAUUAUCGUAAACCUUGAGAUAUUCACGCUCUCUUUGUUUAAUGUUUGUUGUGCCAAAAACAAACGAUCCUGUGUUGACACUAUAAUAAUUGAACCUUACUAAUUCUUUAUUCCAAAAUGCUCUGCGCGUGUAAUUGCGCUACUUAAAAAUGUUGAUUUCUUACCUUACGUUUUCUAAUCGAGGUUCUCAUAGUUUCUCGUACUUCUUUCUAGCCAUCCGUCUGGCUAAUCUUAUGUUAUUUUGAUUUCUGGUGAUGUAAGAGAUGUGAUUUUAUGUUGGAUAUUUCAAUACAAGUCAGUGUGUUUAAACAG